AUGACGGCUCACAUUUCUAUUUCUUUGCUAGAAUUCUUGAAGAAGAGGAAGAUCACCGACGGACGGAGCGAGUGGAAAGAAGGGAGUCAAAAAGACUAGGGUGGAGGAUUGGGUUGGGCCACGAGACGUGGUGGUUUUGGUGAAUGAGGGAAGCCAUGGUCUGCUCUUUGCCGUCUUUCCCUCUUUCUCUUCGCGUCGUCUCAUUUGACACCUUGGUCCAUCUUGCCCGAAGGAGGUGCCCGGGAUACCUUACAUUAGCCUCCCUUCCAUAAUCAAUGGGUGGUAUCAUCGGAAGAAAGGACGGAGGUACGGUGUCUUUCUUCACCCCGGCUGCCAAAUUCACAGCUUCCCUUUCCGUGCUGCUUGCUGCUUGCUCUUUCCAUCCCAUUGCUACGAACCUGGAAAGCUCUUUCCCCUGUGGUCUGUGGGUGGUGUACACUGAAUCAGACAAAGGAAGAAGGCGCUCUCGUCGCCCGUCGCCCGUCGCCUACGCAUACUUCAACGCUGUUGCCCUCCGUAGAGGUCGCCUCCACUUGGCUGCCAGGUCGAACUUUCCUUCCCUUCCUCAUUCCUCAGACUCACUCAUCACCAUCAUUUCUCUCACUUCACUCUCAUCUUACAAACUCACUCACCUACCCAUCUCAACCAACCGUACAUCACCUUCAACAACCCGAGACACCAUGACGGCCAUCAACGAGUUCUCGGGCCACAUCUGGAACCCGCUUCUGCUGUUCCUUACGGCCCUUUUCAUAUAUCUGGGAUCCUUGAGCUACCGUUCAUGGAACCGUCUCAGACACAUCCCCGGACCACCAGGUGCCGCCUUGAGCAAGUGGUGGAUGCUACGUAACACACUGGGUGGGCAGAUGCAUCUCGCUCUCAAGCGAGCCUGUGAUGACUAUGGCCCGGUCGUCCGCAUCGGACCCAACGACUUGGUAACCAAUGACUCGGAAAUCCUUCGUCGCAUGUGGGCGGUUCGCUCGCCAUACCGCAAGGGCGCUUUCUACGAGGCUGUCAGGUUCGACCCCACGAGGGACAACCUCAUCUCCAUGAGAGAUGACCACGAGCACAACGAGCUGCGCGCCAAGAUGGCCAUCGGCUACUCGGGUAAGGAGAAUGAAGGUCUCGAAUCCGCCAUCGACGGUCAGAUACAGGCCUUUAUCAGACUCAUCGAGGAGCGGUAUGUCUCGACCACCGGUGCCUUUCGCCCGAUGGACCUUUGCCAAAAGGUUCAAUAUCUCACGCUGGACAUCAUCACCUCGCUUGCAUUUGGCUACCAUUUCGGAUACGUCGAGCAAGAUGCCGACGUUCAUCAGUACAUCCAGAUGACGGAGCAGAGCAUGCCUGCCAUGAUGACGCUCUCGGUAUUCCCGCAACUGGCCAAGCUGCUGCAGUCGCCUCUAUUCCGCCAAGCCAUGCCAUCGGAGCAUGACCGCGUGGGGUUCGGCAAGUUCAUCGCUGUUGCCAAAAAGGUCGUGGCGGAGAGGCUGAUGUCGGACAAGACGGCCAAGCGGCGAGACAUGCUUGGCUCGUUCCUCGCACACGGCUUAACUCGAGAGGAGGCCGAAGGCGAGACAUUGGUCCAGAUCAUUGCCGGGUCCGACACCACGGCGACCGCCAUUCGAACGACCAUGCUCUACCUGAUGACGUCCCCCUCCUGCUACUCGAAGCUCGCCAAGGAGGUGCGGGAGGCGGCCAACGCGGGCGUGAUCUCAUCUCCCGUGACUAAUCGCGAGGCGGGCGGCCUUCAGUACCUGCAGGCGGUCAUCAAAGAAGGUUUGCGGGUAUUCCCUCCCGUCACCGGUCUCAUGUCGACGACGGUGCCCGCGGGCGGCGACUUUAUGCACGGCAUGAGCAUCCCCGAAGGCACCGACAUUGGCUGGACGGCAUUUGGCGUCCUUCGCUCCAAGGCGGUGUACGGCCCGGACGCCGACGUGUUUCGGCCGGAGCGGUGGCUUGAGGCCGGCGAGGACGAGCUCAAGGCGAUGACGGCGCAGUGGGAACUCGUCUUCAAGUAUGGAAAGUGGCAGUGCCUUGGCAAGACGGUCGCCCUCAUGGAGUUGAACAAGGUGUUUGUGGAGCUUCUUCGGCGAUUUGACUUCGCCCUGGUUGACCCUGCCAAGUCGUGGAGCUCAUUCUCGGCUGGCAUAUUCAUCCAGUCGGACCUCUGGGUGAGAGUUCAGAAGCUUGGCUAGUCAGUCGUGUCAGUGUGGGAUGGACUUAGGACUUAAGUCUCAGGAACGCGUCGAUGGGGUUGCAGGGACCGGAAACUCUGCGCAGAGUGGUGAGCCAGCUAAUUGGCCUAUAGAUUGGCAUAUAUGGCAGAGGCAGAUUGACAAUACAGAAUUUCUCGUUGACUUCCGACUUGAUCUGGCCAAGCCGCACAGGAGAUGAAGCCUGAGCGAUUGGAGGGUGUUCAUCGUAUGUGAAGGGAAACCCCGUAAGCGAGUGGCCGCGAACUCCGGCCAUCCGAGUCAUGCAGAGUGAGUUCAGGAGGGCUGAGGAAUUACAGUGUGGUCCCAACAUCCACGCACAGAAUUCUGUGUUCAGUCGAACCGGUCACCUGGAGGCCGUCUCAGAAGUACCGGUGAUGAAG
This is a messenger RNA of Colletotrichum phormii, 2593 nucleotides long. Its product is annotated as cytochrome P450. The transcript has 5 exons. Lineage: Eukaryota; Fungi; Ascomycota; Sordariomycetes; Glomerellales; Glomerellaceae. Gene Ontology annotation, molecular function: monooxygenase activity; iron ion binding; heme binding. The coding region runs from base 276 to 2192 and encodes 638 amino acids. The record is from RefSeq and is a predicted model, not a curated record.